Messenger RNA from Nannochloropsis gaditana CCMP526, 529 nucleotides. Its product is annotated as white-brown-complex abc transporter family. The transcript is spliced from 4 exons. Bases 14 to 529 code for a protein of 171 amino acids. The record is from RefSeq and is a predicted model, not a curated record.
AAAUCGAUAGAUUAUGGAGCAGAAGGAGGACUGUAACGAUUGGGAGCAGCCGCUUUUGAAAAAAGAAACUGAUGUCGCGGCUGAAAUGGCAGGCCAGCAAUUGGCUCUCAAACCAAUCAAGCCCGUGGGCUUGUCGUGGAGGGAAGUUUCUCUCUCCAUUCCCUUGAAGGGCAAGAAAAAUAAGGGUAAGACGAAAGAAAUAUUGCACCAAGUCUCCGGCACUGCCCCCGCGGGGCGGGUGACGGCCAUUAUGGGCCCAACAGGCGUGCAUGUGGCAUGGUCCUGCGCGUCGCAGCCCUCAUUCUCUUCCCUUCUUCCAUCCUCCCUCCCUUUCCAGGACGACGUUCUCUACUCCUUUCUCACCGUGCAAGAAACCCUGACGCUGGCCACCCACUUUUACCUCCCCUCCGCCCUCUCGGAGGAGGAGAAGGCGAGCUACGUCCGGGACGUCAUCAACGCCUUAGGACUGGCCAAGGCCCGGAACACCAUCAUUGGUAGGGAGGGAGGGCGGGAGGGAGGGAGGGAGUGA